Molecule: messenger RNA, 725 nt
Organism: Durusdinium trenchii
Lineage: Eukaryota; Dinophyceae; Suessiales; Symbiodiniaceae
Source: the annotation of a GenBank genome assembly
UAUACAUCUGUCGACCGGAUUCGGGCGGGGGUCGGGCGGAGGGAGUCGGCGGCAGGGGCGGCGAGCGUAUAUAACCUUCGGUUACCAACCGAAGGCCUCCGGCAAGGACACGGGCCCGUGGCCGGCGCCCGGACUAGUGUAGGCAUCCCUAUGCCGACAACACCGAUCAAGUGGAAAUUAUGAUAGAUCAAAUCCAGUUGCCAGCAAGUGUUUUUGUCUCCCUCACCUCAUCACCGUGGUAGACAUGGUAGGCGUCCGUCGUUUUGCGUGAAAAGGUCUCCUCGACCGUCAGCGAGACCAUGAGCCACUUGGGCCAUCUGGGUGCCACGCGAUGUUGCAGCCCAAGCUCGCGACACAGGCCUGAGUCCAUUGUCGCCUCGGUGCCUGUGAUUGGAGGCCAUGCCAGAUCAGAACUCCAACGUGCUGAAGUUGUGGGGAAAGAGGAGCCCCGCCUUGAGAGCCACGAGCCGGCGCCAGAGCCUCCGACCUUGAGCGCACCCUUCAGGUCCUCCACCCCGUGGGCUCCGACCUGGUCGCCGGAGCCGAUCCAGGGCUGCGCCUGGGUGGAAGGCCAACCAGUCUUCCGCUUCCAACCGCCCAGCUCCCUGCUUCACCAGCCAGUCCUGCUUCCAGUCCAUCAACCAGGCUUGAGGUGGCCUCCCCGCUCGCCGACCUACCAUCGACCGUGAAAAAGGGGCGCUCACCUGGACAAUUUGUUGUUUGGC